Erigeron canadensis is the source of this 1096-nucleotide messenger RNA. RefSeq names its product cytokinin riboside 5'-monophosphate phosphoribohydrolase LOG3. Lineage: Eukaryota; Viridiplantae; Streptophyta; Magnoliopsida; Asterales; Asteraceae. Gene Ontology annotation, biological process: cytokinin biosynthetic process. The coding region runs from base 249 to 905 and encodes 218 amino acids. The transcript is spliced from 7 exons. The record is from RefSeq and is a predicted model, not a curated record. Gene Ontology annotation, cellular component: nucleus; cytosol. Gene Ontology annotation, molecular function: hydrolase activity, hydrolyzing N-glycosyl compounds.
AAGGACCAAAAAGAGAAUACACACAAUCUUCCCCAACCCUUCAAAAAAAAAAAAUGUUUGUCAUCUUAUACUAAUCCCAUAGCAUACAUAGCUUAGCUCAUUUUCUGUCACACCCAUUUUUGAAAAACAGAACAUAUUCUCAAAUUAAGUUGAUUGUUUUCUAAUCUUUAUUAGCAAACAACCAACUAUUUUUCCUAGAAAAAGCUAGCUAGGAAAGAGAGGAUAUAUAGAUAGAGACAUAAGUAGAAAUGGAAAUAGAUAGUGAAAUGAAGGUAUCAAAGUUCAAAAGGAUUUGUGUUUUUUGUGGUAGUAGCCAAGGCAAGAAAAGCAGCUAUCAAGAUGCUGCUAUUGAGCUUGGCAAAGAAUUGGUUUCAAGAAACAUUGAUCUGGUGUAUGGAGGAGGUAGCAUUGGCUUAAUGGGACUGGUCUCACAAGCUGUUCAUGAUGGUGGUCGCCAUGUUAUUGGGGUCAUUCCCAAGACUCUCAUGCCUCGAGAGUUAACUGGUCAAACUGUAGGAGAAGUGAAAGCAGUGGCAGAUAUGCACCAAAGGAAAGCAGAAAUGGCAAAGCAUUCUGAUGCUUUUAUUGCUUUACCAGGUGGAUAUGGCACCCUUGAAGAGCUGCUUGAAGUGAUAACAUGGGCUCAACUAGGCAUCCAUGAUAAGCCGGUUGGUUUGUUGAAUGUGGAUGGAUACUACAACUCGUUACUUUCAUUCAUCGAUAAAGCAGUUGAGGAAGAAUUCAUCAGCCCGAGUGCUCGUCACAUUCUUGUGUUGGCUCCAACGGCUAAGGCUUUGGUUCGGAAACUGGAGGAAUACGUGCCUUGUCAUGAAAGAGUAGCUUCAAAGUUGAGCUGGGAAAUGGAGCAACAGCUUGGGUACACUGACUAUGAUAUUUCUAGGUGAUCAGAUCAGAUGGGUGUUUUUCUUUUUUCUUUUUGUUGAUGAAGGGAUUUGUGGCGGGUUGAAAAAGGUGCUAACUUUGAAAGGAGUUUUUCUUCUAAUUAGAAUCUUGAUGUGAAGGGGUUAAUCUUCUUUCUUUUGUAAAUUAUUGAAGAUGUAAUGACAAGGAAAACCAUGUGGAAAAUUCUUAUUUA